Molecule: messenger RNA, 580 nt
Organism: Prorocentrum cordatum
Lineage: Eukaryota; Dinophyceae; Prorocentrales; Prorocentraceae
Source: the annotation of a GenBank genome assembly
AGCCAUGUCAGCUCGAGCCGUUUGUCGAGGCAUGCGCCGAGCCUUUCCCCCGCGCGUCCGCGCCACGCGUCUGUGGACGCGUCCCAGCUGCGGCGCCGUGAGCAUGCGUAGAGUGGGAGAGCUAUGCCGGCGCGGGAGGGCCGAGGGACAGAGCGAGUGGCCCGCCGCCGCGCCACGCGCGCGCACGCUGCUGCAAGCCCAGCGACAAACGCCCUCCAGGCGGACGCGUAUCCGGCCGGCCACCCGCCCGCUGAUCCUCCAGGCAGCUGCGGCCCGUCCUGCCUGUGCAUGGACGGCACCAGGAAGCACGACGAGUGGGAGAGGCGCAAGUCUUGGAUCGAGGCGUCUGGCUGCUGCUGCUGGUCCGGCCAGCAGCGGCGUCGGCAUCUUCUCGCUCCCCCAGGACCGAGGAUGAGAGCCGUGGGCGAGAUGCGCGCAAGUGCCUGGACGCCUUCUCCAAGGACGCGCUCCGUGCUCGCGCGCGGCCGCGUCUCCGGCCAGCACUUCCUGGAGCCCGCUGCCGGCGCGGCUGCGGCGCGGGGCCCCGGCCCCGCCGAGGAGCCGCUGGCGCCCUGCGAAC